UGGGUUUUCAGUAUUCAGCAAUACUCCCCUAGGGUCCUCAUCAUGGCUCGAACGAAGCAGACCGCUAGGAAGAGCACAGGCGGCAAAGCGCCUAGAACAUCUCUUGCCGGGUCUUUGCCCUCCUCUAGGAAGCCACCACCCAAGCCGGAGCACAACUAUCUAGAAGAGGCCCGACAGCUUGCGGGCUGGCGUCAACGGGCGACGGCGAUUGAUCCUCCAAAUGUGUCUGUGAAUCGAGAUGAGUGUCUCUUCGACAUCUGGAUUGACGCACUACGUUCUACGAGAAUUCUUCUAUUAUUCUGCAAGCCUGAUAUAUGCAUCCAUUUCAGCGGUCGUGUAUAUAGGUUGGAUAAACAAGACUUUGAUGGCUUUGUCGCUCUCGCUCAUGCGGCAUUAGCAGAGUGUGCUAAAAUUGGGAAUCUCUUUAACUGGUCGACUGCUACCUGUCAACCACAUUCAAGGCUUAGAGUUGUUAAAGGCACCUACACCACCUCCGCGGGCCAUACUUACCCAGAAUUUGCUGAAGCCAAGUAUACUAGCUUUCAUCCGUGCCCGCCUAGACAACUUAUGACCCAGGCCACUAAUCUGGAGUCUUCAGAAGAGGAUUCUUCAGAAGAGGACCGGCUGCCAGAGCUACAUGCUCUAUCCGCACUACUUUCGCUCGCCUAUGUCGGGUAUUCGGCAGAGUUCAAUUCAGAAGCACAGAACGGCCCAAUCUCUGAAAUCAUGAGAAUGUUUGAAAAUUCCGUCCUUGGUUGUCUAGUAGAGAGACUUGGUGGAAUCGAAGAAGCAAACGAAGAAGCGACUAUACAAGAAGAAGUUAAUGCACAAAUAGAGUCAGAGCUUCAGCAGUAUUUGGAAGAUAGCCAACCCAGUCCUGACUGAACAGUACGUCUGGCGCCCGAAGGACUUAGCUGUAAAGGUUCAAAGAGUUGUUAUCUGUCCAUUACCUACUCGAACGAGUAUAUCAAUUCUGAAACGCGGCCUGACCAGAACCCCUCGCUGGUUAGAGAACGAAAGAGUGAGUGGCCGGAUGCGUAACUAGAAUAUUUAAUUUAACACCAUUAUCUUUUGACUUCUAACUGACCAGUCUCAUGACCGAGCAAUAUUAUAUUCGUUAGUAUAUAUUUUCCUGUUUGCAGGUUUUGCCUUAUCGAAGAGCUCCGGGGCACACUUCGCAUUUCAGUUUCUAACUAAAUAUAUCUCCCCCUCCAGCCUUUAUUUACAUAGAGC
Trichoderma asperellum CBS 433.97 is the source of this 1233-nucleotide messenger RNA. Lineage: Eukaryota; Fungi; Ascomycota; Sordariomycetes; Hypocreales; Hypocreaceae. The record is from RefSeq and is a predicted model, not a curated record.